AUGUUUGAUUGUCCAGAAGGCACUACUACAUUGGCAAAAGAAGAAAGCAUUUUCUCUGUUUUGAAUUGGGGGGUCUUGGCUUCGCUGCUUUCUCCAACAACCACCAUUGUCGAGGCCGCCCAUCACCACAUUAUGGAUCGACUUUUGAAGGUUGCAAGCUGGGAACGGCAGGGAAAGAUCUCCUUCCAUCUCGUCUGCAAUAGAGUUGAAAACAUGAGUCAGUUCAUUGCUUCGAAAAAGCCCAGGACAAUGAGUUGGUCCAAUGUACCUGACUACAUGGAAUAUGAAGACUUUCAUUCAUUGGCAAGAGCAUGCUCAGUUCAUGACAACACUCGACACUUCGGAUAUUCCAUGAACUGGGUGAUGGACGUGUUUGGAGUUAACAUUCUUGACUACAGCGGACCAAAAGGUGCCAUUGCAAGAGGUCGAAUAAUUGAUGGUUCGAACCAAAAGUUCGAGAAGCUCUUCAAAUCUCGCGGAUGGGAGAAGUAUCUUCGCUUGCCAAUACCAAACAAUCCCAUCAACAUAUCGUCUUCUGUCCUCAGACUCGGUCAGUGCAAAAUGUGGGCUCGCCAUUUCUUCAAAACUGGGCAACACCAAGGGUAUUGUCAAGUGCUGGAAACCAAAUACGACUUUGGAACCCCUUUGUCGCCAGCUGGGGCGUACACGCUUCAUUUCGACUGGACCUAUGACCCACCGGUGAAAAAAGAGGAUCCAUUGGACACUUGUUUCUUCAUUUUGCUUCCUUGGGGAACACAAUAUUUGAUGAUGCAAAAGUCCAAUGAAACAAGGUAA
Cylindrotheca closterium is the source of this 795-nucleotide messenger RNA. The record is from the annotation of a GenBank genome assembly. Lineage: Eukaryota; Bacillariophyta; Bacillariophyceae; Bacillariales; Bacillariaceae.